Saccharomyces cerevisiae S288C is the source of this 450-nucleotide messenger RNA. RefSeq lists its product as uncharacterized. Lineage: Eukaryota; Fungi; Ascomycota; Saccharomycetes; Saccharomycetales; Saccharomycetaceae. The record is from RefSeq and is marked reviewed. Bases 1 to 450 code for a protein of 149 amino acids. The transcript has a single exon.
AUGCAUUUGUAUAGCAUAGCCAAGUCAACAACAAUACUGCGUUUUCUAAGGCAUAUUUUAUUGCCAUUUUUGCAUCUCUCUAUUCAUUUUACUAGUUGCUUGUGCAGAAUAAUCUAUGUUGGCUGGAAAAGUUUUUGGAAACAUUUUUUUUUUUGCGGGCAUAAAAUAAAAACUCCGCUGUUCAUCGCUUCCUACGCAAUGUUCUUAGCCAAGCAAAAAAUUAUAGUUACAAUGUUUGAGGUUUCUUCCGUUCUAGAGAAACUGCCGCAGAAUAUUUUACUGUUUCACUACCCUCUUCCUUCCAAAAUGGGAAAUAAUUUAUUAAUGUCGUUCUUAACACAAAGAUCGAUCGAUGAAAAGGAAAUUGAUGCAUUAUUACAUCCUAAUGCGGUCUAUCGUUUCUGCAAUAUGAGAACCACAUUCAGAACAUUAUCCUCAUAUGGCAAAUAA